AUGCUCGCGGCAGCGGCAGCCCUGGUGUGCGUGUGCGCGGCAGCCUGGUGCAGCCCGGCGGCGGCGGCCGGGGGCAGACCGGACAGCGGCAAUUUUCUGGACGAUAAACAAUGGCUCACGACCGUCUCCCAGUACGACAAGGAGGUCGGGCAGUGGAACAAAUUCCGAGACGAAGUAGAGGAUGAUUAUUUUCGUACAUGGAGUCCGGGUAAACCAUUUGAUCAAGCUUUAGAUCCAGCUAAAGAUCCAUGUUUGAAGAUGAAAUGUAGUCGCCAUAAAGUCUGUGUUGCACAGGAUCAACAAACUGCAGUUUGCAUUAGUCACCGAAGGCUUACACACAGUAUGAAAGAGGCUGGUUUAGGCCAUAAGCAGUGGAGGGGUGGUCCCAUUUCAUCAAACUGCAAGCAGUGUCCAGUAGUUUAUACCAACCCUGUUUGUGGAUCAGAUGGUCACACAUAUUCUUCUCAGUGCAAAUUAGACUAUCAAGCCUGUGUCUCAGGAAAACAAAUUUCAGUGAAAUGUGAAGGACGUUGCCCUUGCCCUUCUGACAAAUCCACAAAUGCAGGCAGAAAUGACAGGAGAGUGUGCAGUGACCUGGAAUUCAGGGAAGUUGCAAACAGAUUGAGAGACUGGUUUAAGGCCCUUCAUGAAAGUGGAAUUCAGAAUAAGAAGACUAGGAUUGUUCAAAGGCCUGAAAGAAGCAGAUUUGAUACCAGCAUUUUGCCAAUUUGCAAAGACUCCCUUGGCUGGAUGUUUAAUCGGCUCGAUACGAACUAUGACCUGUUGUUGGACCAGUCAGAACUUGGAAGCAUUUACCUUGACAAGAACGAGCCGUGCACCAGGGCAUUCUUCAAUUCUUGUGACACAUACAAAGACAGUUUGAUAUCUAACAAUGAGUGGUGCUACUGCUUCCAAAGACAGCAAGACCCACCUUGCCAGACAGAGCUCAGCAACAUUCAGAAGCAGCAAGGAGGAAAGAAGCUCCUAGGGCAGUACAUCCCCUUCUGUGAUGAGGAUGGGUAUUACAAACCAAGUCAGUGCCAUGGAAGCCUAGGGCAGUGCUGGUGUGUGGACAGAUAUGGCAAUGAGGUGUCAGGAUCCAGAACAAAUGGUGCAGCAGAAUGUGCUGUCGAUUUAGAGACUUCAGGUGAUUUUGCCUCUGGUGAUUUCCAUGAAUGGGCAGAUGAUGAAGAUGAUGAAGAUGAAAUAAUGAAUGAUGAAGAUGAAAUUGAAGAUGACGAUGAAGAUGAAGGGGAUGAUGAUGAUGAUGACGAUGAUCAUGAUGGAUAUAUUUGA
Messenger RNA from Cinclus cinclus, 1296 nucleotides. RefSeq names its product SPARC (osteonectin), cwcv and kazal like domains proteoglycan 3 (gene SPOCK3). Gene Ontology annotation, molecular function: protein binding; calcium ion binding. Lineage: Eukaryota; Metazoa; Chordata; Aves; Passeriformes; Cinclidae. The transcript has 11 exons. Bases 1 to 1296 code for a protein of 431 amino acids. The record is from RefSeq and is a predicted model, not a curated record.